Tuber aestivum (summer truffle) is the source of this 3127-nucleotide messenger RNA. The record is from the annotation of a GenBank genome assembly. Lineage: Eukaryota; Fungi; Ascomycota; Pezizomycetes; Pezizales; Tuberaceae.
AAAGCGCUAACAAACCCUGAGUUCUUGACCAAACCUCACCAAAACCUAUAUCAUACUCGUAUGAUACCUGGAUCAACGCCGGAACAAAACCAAGAACAAACCAGCCUGGCUCAACUCAGCUCAAUCAAUCAAUCAAUCAUCCAACCCACUACAGUCUGCCCACCUUCAUGAUAUCCCACACCGCCAAACACCUCCCCCCAGCAAUGUCCAUUGCCAUUCGCCCCCGAUUACAAAACGCCUACCGCCCACUCGUGCACUUCUCACGGACACAACCAAGCUCCACUUCCGCCGUGACCGCGACCGCGAAGGCACACGAUGGUGGUAAUACCGGCGGUGGAGAGCAUAAAGUACUCGAUCCGGAAUUCGUGAAUGCUCCGCUGUCAACGCUACCAGCGGUGUUGGAGUUGCCGCAGAAGGCACCGGGAGACUCGACGUUCCCGCAUUUGAUUAGGACUGGGAAAGCUUAUGUUUGUUCUCUCUUCCACCCCUCACCCACACAUGAGAAAAAUCGAAGGUGUGCGUUAACUAAUUGAGCGGCGGGAGAAUAGCUGGGGUUUUACAAGACCGGGUUGAAAAACGUAUACAAGAACUUCAUCGCUACGCGCCCGAUCCAGGGCCGGAUUGACAAGAAGGGGAGUAUCACGGACUUGGUUGAGGCCGGGGAAAUUACUCGGAGGGAGUUUCAAUUGGUUAUGUUUGUUUCGCCCCUUCCUCCCUUCCUUACCUACUUCCCAUAGAGCUAAACGCUAAAUGGCGAUUCCGCAGGCGCAACCGCCACGACUCCCGCCGGAUCCCCAUAUUCGGCCUAAUGUUCAUGAUAUUCGGUGAAUUGUCCCCCUUCGUGCUGCCAUUCGUUUCCGGCAUCGUGCCUUUCAAUUGCCGGAUUCCACGACAGAUUCAUGGUGACAGAACAAAGCUGGAGGAGCGCCGGGCAGCGUCGUUCCGGAACUUGCCCAAGGGUCGUGAUCUUCUAGAGUUGGCGCAGGAGAAGAGGAGUGUCCAGGACCUCACGUCCAAUGAAGUUCUGCACUGUUCUACGGUGCUGGGCUUGCACUCCGCGAAGUGGCCGUCAGUUCUCUAUCCGUUCCUGCCACCGACGAUGUGGUUGAGGUUCAAGUUGUGGAGGAGGCUGAUGUACUUGGACCUGGACGAUAUACUCCUUGCCCGGGGCGGUGGGCCGGGGGUGUUGGAUAGCGGGGAGGAAUUGAAGAUGGCGGCGGUGGAUAGAGGAUUGUGAGUUCCUGAUGUUCAAAAUGUCCUCACUGAACAGGCGGAAGGGGUGAUGACCAAGAUACUAAUUUAAUUUAAUUUUCGGUUUGACACAGCAACACAAUACAAAAAACCGAAACCCGUCUUCGGGAGGAACUUAAACUCUGGCUUAAAGCCAAAGAAACCGCCGGAGGAAUGACACCAGCUUUAUGGCUAACAAGGUAUGCAAAUGAUUUUGACUCACAACAACUUAAAGAAACAUAAAAGAGGAAAAAAUACACUCCCAUAUAUCUCUUAAAGAGCUAACUUUCCCCUCCCCAAACACAGACCAACCGAAUGGCGCAAUUCUUCCUCCCCGUCAUCGUCCUCACCCCCCUUUUCACCAACAGCCCUACCCUCACAACGCACCCCAACAUCCGGAAAACCACAAUAAACAAAUACCUCCCCCCCUCCAGAGAAGAAAACCCCAAAUGUCAAAUAGAACAAAAUUUAGACCAACUCCACUAAGGAAAGCAUAUAUAAACCGAGACACGAAGAAGCAUGUUUAUUUAUUCUACAGUAAAAAAGAUAUAAAAAAAAUAAAUAGAAAACACUCCAGAGACAAUCUUAUGACGAGGGGAGGGCAGCAUGCACUGCUCAAAUUGAACGAAACUCGACGAUCACCUGUUCCCGCAACGGGAAGGAAGGAAGGAAGGAAGGAAGAAGGAAAGAAAAGCCGAUGUAUUGUCCAUCGUAUGUAUGAUAUAUAAAUUUGCCUAAACCAGAUCCGGCACCCACUCACAACCGCCAUGGAGAAGAAGGAAAGGAUAACACGUAGACUAGAUAGCGUAAGAGGUAAUGAUAAAACCUAAAUAUAACAACAAGCAAGCGAAUGUCAACCCGCCCGCCAAAACUAGAGCAAAGUAAAGCAAAGGCGCAGUAUCUAUAUGCAAAAAAUAUGAAGAGUGAAACAAGCCUCCCAGCGAACUAAAAGGAAAAAAAGGAAAAAAACUCAUCGAAUCAUCCAAGUUCGGCACAGCGCUACGAGUCAAGUGACGAUAUUGUGAAAAUAAUGCUCCUCGGCAACGACGAUGACGAGAUCAGGAGAAAGGAGAAAAAAGAAAGAAAAAAAGGACCCUCCAGAAGUUAAAGUUGAAUCAUAGAAAAGACUCUCGUGUUCGUUUUGUGACCCUUUUGUUGAUGAGGGGUAACAGGAAAGGCAUAGCGUAACUUAGGUGAAUAGAGAGCUAGAAAUGAGAGGAGGGUGGAAUCCAACGAUUGAAAGCGAGCAAGGUGAGAUACCACGAGUGAGGUGAAAAAGAAAAGGUGAAGAGAGAGAGGGAGAGAGAGAGAGAAAGAGAAGAAGAAAGAAAAGAAUCCCAACACCGUUUUUUUUGUAGUUCCGGACCUCCUUUGGUUAUUUACAAUUGAGGUAAGGUGGAUAAGUGGCCCGAAAAACGAAAGAAAAGAAAUCGAGUAAAGUGCACAGGUAGGUAGGUGACUAAGUAAAUCGUUCAAUGCCCUUCAGAGGGGAGGGAAAAGAGGAAAAAGGACAAAAGUAAUAAUAGGGGGAGGAGGGAAGGCCAAGGCUAAUUUUAUUAAUUCGACAGAGAAAGAUGGUAGAGUAGCGGAGCAAAAAUAUAGGAAAAAUUGAAAUUCUGAUAAAGAAAAAGAGGAAAUUAGUUAUGGUUGGGAUUUCGGCUUUUUUUUUUAAUCCCUCGGGGCUUCCAACAUUUCGGGAACCGUGGGAAAUACAAACAACAGCGUGCGUACGAGGGAGAGACAAAGCAUAAGUGUGUGGAGAGGGGUUGGAAGAAGGGGAAAUCAAAAACUCCAGGAAAGCCCAGAAAGAAAAUAUAUAUAUAUAAAAUAAUGAAAGAAAGAAAGACUUUUAGUAGCUAUCCUUGCUUCCACUUCGCCAACGUCUCCAUGAUGUUUU